UGCGUGAAAAGAGCACACGUGGAUGGGUUGCCAGAUUGUUGGGAGUGCUAAGAGUGGUUCACACGUCGCCAUUUUCAGUUCGUAAAGUAAAUCGGGUUUCAAACGGGAAUUUUAAAUCCUAAAAUUAUGCGAAGACAAGUGUUUUUUUUUAUCACUGCCCUUUCCAAUUGGUCAAAGUUGAAGUCUAUUAUACAGGUCUUUUGUUAAUGUGCCAUGUUCAAAUGAAACCGUCUGAAACUUAAGAAUGAUUGAAUAACAUAAAUUCUACUGCGCAGCUUAAACACCUAUGACCUAUUUUAAAUACCCGUAUUCAUGACUUUGAGACUCAGCAUAAACAGUCCUUUAUCACAAAUUCGCCUUGCGACGGUCUGGCAACGCCACUCGUUGGCCAGCAUGAAAAUGCGCAACUCGGUUUCUAUUUCUAUCUUUCGCAUUUUCAACGUCUUUGUGAUCGGUUGUUGUUGGGUCGCGGAUGCCUAAACGUCGGUAGCUGAACGCCAAGCUGAAUGGAGCACGGUUCGGUUAAAUGCCCGAUAAAAACCCACUUCUGCUGACUGGCCCCUCGCACGAAAAUCCUUCGCCCAAAGUUGUAUAACAAAAAAAAAAGAAGAGAUUGAAAAUGCGCCAAUGUCAGAGUGUUUUAAAACAACAUCUAAUUGUGUGAAAAACAACAGAUACAAACUACGCAACACGGAAAUCGAAGGAAAACUUCGCAAACAACAACAGCAACUCUGUAGUCCUCCAAUCUAACGCACACCGACAUGCGUGACGUAAUUGAUGUAUUUAUUCUAAAACAAAAUUCGAGGAAAAUUGAGCAGCAAGAGCGUGCAAUUGUUUGUCCCUUUCGACUGCCUGUCGUUAAAAGAAAUAAAUAAUUGAUAAAAAAGCACCCGAAAAUGUAAACGGGAAGCGCACGUUCGCAGCACAAAUAACAAAAACAUAAAAUUAAAACGAAAUAUAAACGAUAUCGAGGGUGUAUAUACAAAAAGUGAUUUAAAUGUAAAACUUAACAAAAAAAAACAACAAGUUCGAGAUAUUCUGCAAACUUGAAGAGCGACAAACUUGAGAACGACAGCAGCAAUUGAAAACGCUUAGCAACAAUGUUGCACAAUAAUCGCGACAAUGCAGAGCCAAAAACAACAACAACAGCAGCAGCAACAACAACAACAACAGCAGCAGCAACAACAACAACAACAGAUGGCAAUGGAACGGAGCCAACAAUUGCAAUUGCAACGCACUUUGCAACAUCUGCCGCAGCAGAGGCAGAAACAUCAGCUGGUGUAAAGGAAAUAAAUGCAACAGCUGAGGGUCAACCGCCGCCGCCGCUGACAACAGCAACAACAACAACAGCUGUGGCAGCGCGAACGGAAUUGGCAGAAAAAGCUGAUGCGGCUGCUGCGCCGUCGAAUGCCGCUGCUGCAUCGUCUGCUGCCGCAGCAGAAUCGCCCGCAUUCGAUGCCCAGAUGCGGACGCAGCAACGUCAGAAGAUCAAGAUAUACCACGAUGCCAAGCAGACGGCGGUAUGGCGCACCGAUUCCCUGGCCUCCAAUCCCAGCUCGACCAUGUGCCCGGAUUUCGUGAGUUCCACAGCAGGAGGCGGAGGAAGCGGAGGCGCCACUGCAGCACCCUUGGGCCUGCCCAUGAGGGGCAUCAUUCUAUCGACGGCACCCAGUCUCCUGCAGCGAAAAUCCUCGGACAGCUCGCUCACCUCGUCCACCGCCCGUCGCGUCUCGUUUCCGGAUAACCAACUGGUCACCGGUUACCUGGAGCCGGCCAAUCCUUGGAAGCAAGUAUACCUUGUAAAGAGCAUUUCUGAGAUUGUUGACCAGUAUGAGCAGUCAUGUCGAAAGCAUAAGACAACGCCGUUGAAGAGCGUAACGGAUCACCUAAAGGGCCUGGAUCUGAACCAGGUGCGGCAGCCUCUACUCCCCCUAAAGGCGAAUCAACUGGCCGCCAACGAUUGCGAAGCCCUCGAGGAAAUUUUCAAAAGGAUACAAUACAAAUGCAUCGAUCUAUCCGACUGUAAGCUGGACGAGAGCUGCCUGAUGGCCCUUUUCCAGAUGAUCGAAUACUAUGAAGCCGCUGUCGAGCUGGACAUAUCAUACAACAAGGAGCAGAUGUCGAAGCGAUGUUGGGAACUGUGUGCUUACAUGGUGGAACGCAGCCAAGAGCUGCAGCUGCUCAACGCCGAGAGCAAUCAGAUUACAAAGUUGGGUGCCGACAGUCUCGGCAGGGCACUGGGCUCCUCCAAUCUGCACACCUUAAAGCUGGAGCACUGCGGCCUCAGGGGACAGCCACUCGUCCAUCUAUGCCGAGGUCUCUACCAAAACAAAAUGCUCAAGGAGCUGUGGGUGGGCUUCAAUGAUCUGGACUGUGUGGAUGCCCAGCACAUAGCUGAUAUGUUGCGCUACAAUCACAGCUUGGAGCUCAUCGACAUUAGCAACAACAAUAUACGAAACGAGGGUGUCAUGUACUUGGUGCAGGCCCUCAUCCUUCAGUCAACCGAGCUGGAACGACGAAUGGGAGCCUUAAAGCGCACCCGUGCCAUUGAGGUGGACGAGUGCGUGUCGCCUGUGGAGACUGAGCCCCCAACAGCCAUUCCCCAAUCCACCAACUCGUCCACCAGUCAAGCAAAAGACGCUGUCGAUGGAGAUUCAUCUACGCACGUUACCUCAAUUCCCGAGACACCGGGGGAGGAGGCGGCAUCAACCGAUCCAGCGGUGGGUGUUCUUGUUGACUUGGAGAACGAUAACGACGACGAAAACACUGAGGACACUGUUCGCACCGUGAGAAAUUGCAGUCAAAACGGCAGCGGACAGUCGAUGCUGGACAAGCUGCUCUCCAUGAACAGCGACAGCAGCAGCGAGGAGGCGCCCUCAAAUAUAUCCACCGACACUCUGGCCGCCUGCUGCUCCGAGGACAUCAGCGAGAUCAGCAACGAGAUUUUCGAACCCACCACCGCCAAACAGGCGCCAGCAGGAGACGAAGCCUGUUCGGCUAUGAUCUCAUCCAGCCCGAUGGAAUCCGAAUCGGCCGCUGUUGCAAGUGCAACCAAGGAGCCGCUAUCCCCAUCGCAACAACAACAGCAAUGUUCCCAAAACGAACGCAACAUAUGUGAUAUUACUCCCUCAACAGAGGCUAAAACCGUUGAACCCAAUGAAUCCUGUGUACAGAACAACAUCAUAAACAACAACAAUAAUAACAAUUCUAACAAUUCCCACAACAAUAGCAACAAUAACAAUACAAUCCAAUUGCCAUCAGGAGCUGAAGCAGCAGCACACUUAGUCGUAGCGCCACCACUGGGGAUCGGUAGCAGUCCCAGUGGUUCCUCGCCAGCGGCUAUUUUUGAGGUCACCGCCGAGGAGAGCGACUGCAUCAAUGGCAGUGGGGCGGGGGCUGGUGGAUCACGACCUCUAGACGUCAAUAAAAACGCAAAGGUUGCAGACGACUUCGAGGACACGCACAGCACAGACUCGGCGUUCGAAAGCGCCUCCGAAGGCGAUAUAAGUCGCCACCUACCCGACGAGUUUAGCCGGCUUUCGGUGUCACUGGAGAGCACGCGGCUGGAUGACAUGGCAAAGGAGAUGUGUGGCAUCGAGACCGCCACCAUUGCCACAGAAUCCACCGAGUGUCUGCUUGCCGCCCAGGAGGCUGCGACGCCCACUCCUACGCCGGCAGCUCCUGCGCUGGACAAAAAGGAAGAUGCCUUCGUGCCGCCAAAAGUAACCAUCGCCGAGGAAUGCCUGCUGAUAGAUAAAGAACUGAGCCCUAGCCCAUUUUCGUCUCCCAGUCCGGCGCCCACGCCCCCACCACCGUCCACGUCGCCGGGGGGAGCCAGCAUGGGACUACGCCGCACGGAGUCCAGCUGUGCAUAUCUUAACCAAUCCACCCGCAAUCGUUCCCAGAGCUCCGACAGCCUGUGCAGCGAGACAUCGCUGGACGGGAUGAGCAGCGGAGCUAGCAACAACAGUGUAAGCUCUACCGCCUCCGCCGAUCCCAAGUUUGCCGAGAAGCUGACCAAGAAUGACACACUUUCACGUCGCCAACUGGCCGAGGCCACACUGGAGGCCAAUCGAUCGCCCAGCGGGCUGAAGGCCCUCACCCUGUGGAACAAUAAUCUGACCAAGGACUGCGCCACAGCUGUUUCCGAGCUGCUGCAGAAGACCAUUUCGCUGGAACUGCUCAACAUUGGCAAGAAUUGUCUCUCCAAUGAGUUUAUUUCAACCAUUAAGGAAAGUCUGACGAAAAACACAACUCUGACCACAUUGGGGCUGCAGAGUGCCCAUCUGAGCGCCAAGGGGAUCGAGACACUGGCCUCCAUCCUUACCUUUGGUGGCAACAGCAAGCUCCAGCGCAUUGACAUCCGAGACAAUAAACUAGAGGUGGAAAGUCUGAACAUAAUCGCCGAGGUGCUCAAGUCCAAUAAAACGCUCACGCAGAUCGACAUUAACGAUGAGCCCAAGCGCCUGACGUUGCCCAUAGUGCCGAUAGUAAAUGUUAUACCGCCAUCGCCAUUGCCCCAGGAGAGCAUCGGCAGCGAUGCCCACUUGGACUACACAAGGGUGCUGGGCACUGUUCGCUCGCUGUGCUCGCGAAAUGAGAAGCGGCAAGCGCAGGAGCUGGCGGAGAAGGUGGCGAACGUGGUCGGUGGCGGCAGCAGUGUUGGUGGCAGUCUUCCGGGCAUUCGGUGUCGCGGCGGUUACUACUUGGGCUCGCGGAAGAUCUCGUUGACCUGCCACAGUCGCCCCCUUGUGGACGCGGCUACUGGCACGGUGACUGCAACGACAACCGCGACCGCUGCAGCAACCGCCAUGCCCACACCGGCUGCCCUGCUGGAGGUGAAGCGAAAGAGCGGGCCCCGUCUCCGCUCUCCGGGACCCAGUCCGCCCACCAUAUCGCCGUCGUCCUCGCCCAACCGUAGCCGCUUUCACGUGUCCCGCGUGGCUGAAGUGGCCAGUCCAUUGAUCUCGCCGCUGGCCCAGCAUCCGCCGCCGCACACGCCGCGCUCGGCCAGCAGCUGCAUGUCCAUACCCACCAUCGGAUCGCCUAGUGGCAGUCAGAGCAGCCUCGACACCGUUGGAGCCCUGCCCACCUCCAGUUCUCUGCCCGCAAUGGCGUCUGUUACCUCCUCGACGCAGACGGUCAAGCGGCUGUCGGUGUCGCCCAGGUCUCGCUUCCAUGUGUCUCGCAUCUACGAGGAUCCCCAGGUGCCGAUGGCCAACCGAAAGAUGCCGCCGAUCACGCCGCACACGCCUCCAAUCGACCUGCCACCCACUCCCAUGCUGAAAUCGGCAAGGAAGGCGGUUCUGCUGUCUGAGGCAGUGGAGGCAGCAGCUGCAGCGGUGCCCGUAAGCAGUGUGGUUAUUGUAGAGGCGGUAGAUGUUACCGACGCACAUAAUAGUACAAAAGUUGAAGAGGUAUCGGGGCAUACACUUUCGCCACACCUGACCGUAUCACCCACCUCCAGUCAUUCGAGCUCAACUUCGCCCGGAAGCAGCAGCAGUGGGAGCAGUAGCAAUAGCAAUGGUAGCACCUCAACCUCCACCGAUGCUACCGACUCUGUGGCCUCCGGCCCCGAAGCUCCACCCAGGACCUGUCCCCUGGCCGUGUUUGGCGAUAAUGACAUUACGUUGACCAAGGAAUCGGCUGGUGUGGUUGCUCUCUCUGCUGCUGCUGCUGCGGCGGGCAACUUGAAUCCAGUUAUGGAAAGUGAAUCAGAAGUGGUGCCGCCUUCCGAGCCCGUCAGCAAUGCCCCACAGACUCGUACCCGGAAAACUUCGUGGAUAGCCAAUCCGUCGGCGGUAGACAAGCUGCUCACUUUAUUCAACACGGGCACCAUUUUCCAUCGAAGCUCCUCGCCAGAACCCAAGGCCAGUCAAAUAAGCAGCGUUCCCGCCACCAACUCGAUCACAAACAGCGCACAGAACGCCACAGCGGCAAGCGUCGUAGGAGGAGCAAGCGGAGUCGACUCCAGUGGCAGCACCCCUAAUCCAAUUCUAUCGGCUGCGCGGAAAUCUUCGCCCGCAUCGUGGACCUCGCUGACCGGUAGUAACAUCUCCAACGCCAGCCAAAAUACAUCCUCACACACGGACACGGGCAGUUCAUCCUUCCUCGACACAGCCUCCAGACAGUUGCGGGAUUUUAGCAAGCAAGUCUUUCGCCAGAACAUCUCCUUCAACAACAGCGGUGAACAGGCGGCUUCUGGUGCAGUUUGCCAACAUGAGUUGAGCACGGGGACGUCGGCUUCAAGUAGCACGGAGUCGCCAUCCCCGCCGGAGUGCAACACAGCUCACAUUCCGCUCAGCCUAAAGCGUCAGCUGAAGGAAAACAUUUCGCCGGAGCACACGAUUAACGAGGAAACCCUUCACACGCUACAGAAGCUAUCAAGAACAGAGGAUGUGGCGCUAAAGGCAGAGGCGGCCACCGAACUGGGAGACAUUGAGAUCGUGAUGCACAGCGAGGUAGCCGAUUGCCAUUUGCCAGAGGAUAAACAGCAAGAGCAGGAAGAGACAUCUUCGGGUUUCGUUUAAAAAGGGCCAAGACCAAAUAUAACUUAAUAAUGCGUUAAUACAUGGAAAAGCAAACAAAUUGGAAAAGAAAGGAAAACACACAACUCAAACGACAAAAACCAACACCCACCCAGCAUUCCCAUGGCUCUCCUUUGUACUGUACCCCACCCGCCUUGAAAAAUGGUUAUGAGGUCAAGGAUGAUGAUGAAAGUUUGGGUUAACCACAACCCUGAAAAACAAAUAUGAUGAGUACACAAGUUAUUACUAACUUUGUUUUAUUUUUGGUUAUAUUCAUUUUAAGUUUUAUAACAGAAGAAAAUAUAAAUAUAUUUUAAUUAUAAAUACGGCAUAAGAAAUGCAAACAAAAUGCUCAAUAUUCACUUCAAGAAGCGCUGCUUACAAAACUAAACAAUUUAACAAGUUCUAAAUGUGGAAUUCUUUACUUUGGCAGCAGUUUUUCUGAAGUGAGUACUGACCCAAAAAUGGAUAUACUUUAAUGAAUGUAAAAUAUAAAAACAUUUCAAAUGUACACACACAUAAUAUAAACAAACACCAACCUAUAAAAAACACUAUUUGGCUUAGUGUUGGCCAUUAAAAGCUGACUUUUAAGAAGUUGCAUAAUUAUAAAGAGCGAAAAUAAUGUUGAAUUUAGAUGGACAAUUUGUACUUAUCAAUUCAAUUCUGAAAAGUUAACAAUAAUCAGAAACCACAAAGCCACCGGAAACACAUUGUUAUACAUACUUAAGUUAAUAUUAACUAUACGAAGAGCACGAUUGUUACAACUUAUUUAGGGAAAUCGUCCCGCAAUAGGAUUACUUUACGCCUAUGCAUAUGGAGUGCAAUUCCUUAUUUUUAUUCGUUUCUUCUCCCCUUUCUCAACUCGCUAACAAC
Drosophila suzukii is the source of this 7400-nucleotide messenger RNA. NCBI's taxonomy places the organism in Eukaryota, Metazoa, Arthropoda, Insecta, Diptera, Drosophilidae. The record is from RefSeq and is a predicted model, not a curated record.